AUGAGUAAAGUAUUACUAAAUAUCCUUAGACAGACUAAAAUAUUUUUAAAUAGAAUAUAUAUUAGUCUGAUAUUUCUCCAGAGUUUAGUAUUUUACAACAUACCAAUAAAAAGUAUCGAUAUAAAAGAUAUAAACAUUGAGUUUGAUUUUAUUAAUAAAAUAAUUAAUUUUUUUUGGAAAAACAAAAUACCCAUAAAUAAUGAAAAUACAAAUAAGCAAAAAAAAAACAAUAACAUACACAUUAAAUCUAUAAAUAUAAUAAUUGAUUUUGAAGAUUAUGAAACAUAUAAUUCAUAUUAUAAUAUUUAUCGCAAAUUAAUAUCAGAGGAAAAGAAGAGAUGGAGGAUUGUCUAUAAUUUUUUUUACUAUAUUUUUGUUUUUCUUUUAAAAUUAAUUAUAAAAAAUUAUUACAUAAAUAUAGAAAAAAUUCAAGUCAAAAUAUUUUAUAAUUAUAAACAUAGACACAGUAAAAUUUGUGAUAAUAUAAAAGGCAUAUCUAAAGGAAAGACUAAAUAUUAUUUUAUAUUUCGAGAUAUAUCUAUUUUUUCAAAUAAUAAUAAUAUAGAAAAAGAAUAUGAAUAUAAUAAUUCAGAAAAAUGUAGUGAUACAGAUAAAGAAAAUAUGCUUGCUCGAACAAAUCAGAAUGAUGAUAAAGCAAGUAAUUGUGAAAAUUUAGAUUCUCAUAAAUAUUUACUUUUUUGCAAAGAAUUUAAUAUACUUAAAGAAAAUAAUAAUGGAAAAAGGGAUGGAGAGAUAAAAAAAAAACUAUUUUUUAUAAAAAACAUUUUUUACUAUUUUCAGGAAAAUCAAAUAUUAAUUCCACUUAUAUACAUUAAUUUAAAAGAAUGUGAGUUGAAGGAAAUUCUCUUUUUAUCUCAUCAUACAAAAAUAGACUAUUACUUAAAAGAUUUAAUAAAUGUUGCAAAGAAAAACAACUUCACAAAAAAUAUAGAUAGUCAUAAUGGAAACUAUAAUGGGUAUAAAAAUAAAUAUGAUUUUUUUUUGCAUUUAACAAUUUACAUAAACACGAUAUUUAUUAAUAUCAAUCUGAAAGAUAAAAUAAUAAAAGGUGUAAUAAGUUCUACCCUUUUUAAUAUUAAAACAAACGAGCAUUGUGAUGCUGACAAAAGAUUGACUAGUAAUAUUUUACAAAAUAAAUUUAAUACAAGAUAUAGUAGCACUAAUUUUGAACUCUCUUUUAUGUCUUUUGUUAUUUAUACUGAAAAAAAUAUCAUUUUAUUAAAUUUGAAAAAUAAAAAUAAAGAAAAAAAAUAUAUGAAUUUAUGUGAGGCAUCAUAUAAUAAUAAUCCUCAUAAUGAUUUCCUACUAAAUGAAGAAAUUGAUAAAUGCCAUUCAAAAUAUAAUAUAAAUAAUUCAAACGUGAUAUAUUAUAAAUAUAAAAAAUUUCUUAAUAUGAAAAAAGAAAAUGAAGAAAAAAUAAAUGUUUUCAAAAAAAAUUAUAAUAAAUGUGAUAUAAUUUUAAGUAACAUAAUUUGUAUAUUUGAAGUUGUAGAAUGUAUAAAUGUGUAUAACCUGAUUCAAAAGGACUUUUUACAACGUACACAUUUAAGAGAAGUGCCAAAAAAUAAUAAAUUUUCCUUACCAAUAUCCAUUAUAAAAUAUACACCAUUUAUUUGUGUUCGAAAUAUUUCUUUUUACAUAAAUAAAAAUAUCAACAAAUUCGAUCUGAUAUAUAACAAUGCGAUUUUAAAAAAUAGAGAAGAAGAAUUGGGAUAUUACAAUAAUACAGUCAUAAAUUUUAGAGAAGAAAUAAUAAAAAUAGAAAUUAAAGAAAUAUGUAAUAUUAAAGAUGUUGAGAAAAAUUAUGCACCGAUAAAUAUCGACGAAAAUGAUGAAAAUUCUGUAGAACAAGAUCAUAGUAGUAACGAAGACAAUAAUCAGAGUUGCAUUUUUUAUUCUGAACAAAAUAAUUAUGAACAGAAUAAUUAUGAACAGAAUAAUUAUGAACAGAAUGCAAUAGCUAGCUUCGAUUUUUUAGUGAAAGAUAUUAUUGUUAAAAGUGUUUAUUUGGAAAAUAAUAUUUUAUAUGAAUAUAACUUAAAUGAUAAAAUAGAUAUUGUUUUAAAAAUAAAAAAUAUAGAAAAUGAAUAUGGAAUUGCUACAAUAUAUUUUAAUAAUUCUAUAUGGUAUUUAUUACCUGAACAUGUUAAUUUUUUUUAUUAUAUAUACUCUAUUUAUUGCACCAAUAUGAAAAAAUAUGCAUACUUAUUAAGAAAUCCUAUGAGAAAAAAAGUAAAGCGAAUAGCCGAAAUUAAAGACAACUUUCUAUUUUUUGUAAAUGUUAUAGCAAAUAAUUGUAAUAUAAACUUAUUUUGCAUAUCUGAAGAUUUUAAAGCAAAUACUAUGGGCACAAAUGUACAAGAAAAACGGGCUAUACACACAUGUAACAAUGCUACAAAUAAUAAGCUAAUUACAGUGGAAAAUGAAAUGUAUUUGAAAAAAAAAUUAAAGCCCAUUAAAAUAUCAUUCGAUUUAAAAUAUAUAUUAAAAAUUGAAUCAGAAAAGGAGGAAAUACGACGAUUUUUCUUUAAAUAUUACAACUAUUUUUUUCUUGGUAAUGUGAAUAUACGAUUUAAUUAUUAUAAAAAUUUGUUAAAAAAUGUAUUAGUAUUUAAAAAUGAAAAAGCAAGAAAAAAAAAAGACAAAAGCCUUUUUUACAUGAACAGUCAAGGUAAAAUAGAAAAUAAUUAUGACAUGUUAAUAAAAAUUAUUAACAAAAAUAUUUAUGUAAAUAUAUUUAAUAAAGCCAAAAUGCUUUUUAUAAAUUGUAUUAUAUAUCAAAUAUAUAUAGCAGCACGGAGAAUAGUAUAUUUGAAGGAUACUAAUAAUUUGAAAAUGAAAGAGUCUAUAAAAAAAUUUAAAUUAAUAAAAAAAAAAAGGAAAAAUAAUAUUUAUAAUGUCUUAUUAAAAAAGUUAAAAUAUCCAAUUAAUCAAAUUGGCUGUACAGAAGAAAUUAAAAAUCAUUCAGAAAAUAAUUACACACUAGGUAGUGGUUACAAUCAUAAACAUAUAAUAUAUAGAAACAUAAAAAAAUAUUGUAAUAGUUAUGAAAUAUGUAGAAACAAUUUUUUAAAUAAAAUAACGUCUAAAUAUAAUAAUUAUAAAUCAUUAAAGCAUUUAAUACAAAUAAAAAUUAAAAGCAAAAUCCAGUUUAUAUCACUUUUUGAUGAUUUUUAUAUGACUGAAUUAAGAAGUUUAAAAAAUAGUAGCCUUCAAAAAAAUCAAUACACAAUCGAUUUGGAUACAAAUAUUUGUAUUUAUUAUUUUGAUUUAUUAUGUAAAAAUAAUGUAAGAACAAAUAACUUUUUAAAAUUGUACAUUGAUUUUUAUAAGUUGCAAUUAAAUAAGUAUACAAGUUUUAAUAAAAUAUAUAAUGUACUAAAUUUUAUGAGCAAUAUAAAAAAAAAGCAUGAACAAAGUAAGGAAUUCCUUUUCUUUUCUACCAAACAAUUAUGUAAAAUAUUUUCACAUCGAAAUUUGGAUCAUAUAAUAAAUGACGAAGAAAACAAAGCCUACUUUACAAUAACAUCAGAAAUAAAAAAUUUUGAUUUUUUCACUAAAUUUUAUAAUUAUGCUAAAAGGAAUGAUAAAUAUGACAUUUUUUAUAAACAUAGAAAAAGUACAAAUGAAUUUAAUACGAAUACAAAAAUAUAUGGAAAUAAAAUAUACUUAUUAUAUAAGACAAAUGAUUUUUUUACUUUUUUAAAUAAAUAUAUUCUUACCGAUUUUUUAAAUAUAUUUUCAUCAAAACAUAGUUGUGAGAUGAAAGUUGUAAAUUUAAACAAAAACAAUUAUACCCAAGACUACAAUUUUAAUGAAAACGAGGUAAAGGAUAUAUUUUCCCUUCGAGACAGCAUGAUGCUAAAGCAACAUCAUUUGCAACAUAAUUUGCAACCCAAUGUUGAUGAUAAUAAUUAUGUGGUUAGUUACACCGGUUCGGUAGAUAAAAACCAAAUUAACAACUUUAAAGUUUACAAAAUAAGACAAAAAAAUAUGAAAACACAAAAUGGUAUCAGCUUAAAUAAAUACAAAUUCACAUUUAAUGACGUCACUUUAUUUGCUCCUUCAAUUCAUAACAAUAGAAAUUUUAUUAUUAUACAAAAUAGUGUACAGAUAAAAAAUAAAUUCAUUUUAAACAAAAAAGAAAAUAAUAAUACAAUUCAACUUUAUGACAAAAUAUUCGUUUAUUUUUUAAACACCACAUCCUUUUCAAAUCAUAGAAAAGAUUAUAUUUUAAAAAAUGUAAAUAUAUUAUUAAUUUAUUAUAGAAAUGUUAUUUACAAGACAAAUAUGUUUGCCAUGUUUAUAUACGGUACUGGUAAUGCAUAUAUAUCUCCUGAAAAUUUUACACUCAUCCAAAAUGUGAUUAUUGAAAAUUUUCUAAACAAUAAUGUGGAAUAUUUUGACAAAAGGCAAUACAUAAAAAAUCCGAAGCACAUUGGAAAUGAGCAUAAAAGAAAUAGCAUAAUAGACAAUGAACAGAAUUGCAAACAUGUUGAAAAAUGGAAAAGCAAAAAAAAAGAUCAGUUAAAAAAAAGUCUUAAAAUUGUUAUGCAUUUGAUAGAUAUGCAUAUAUUUUUAGAGAGUGACAAAUUGAAAAGCAGAAUAAGUUACAUUUUUAUAAAAUAUUGUUUGAUAAAUAUUUUAAAAUAUUUAAAUGAUAAAAAUAAAAUGAUAACAAAUAUAAAGUCGGUUGUACCUCUUAUUUUAAACUAUACUCAUAAGUACCCAUAUGAUAUAAUUGUUUAUUAUAAAAAAAUAAAAAAUAAAAAAAGUUAUUUAAAAUAUUUGCUAAAUAUGAAAGAUAUAAAAUAUGAACAAACUGCCAAUACAUUUAACUCAUUUAUUAAGGCAAAAAUUAAUAAAUAUAACAAUUUACUAAUUACCAAAAAAAAUAAAAUUAUUGAAAUUUUUUAUCAUAGAUAUAAAAAUGACACUAUUGGAUGUAAUGUAGAAAAUCAUAUAUAUAUUAAAAUGAAAAAAAUUUAUACAACAACUGACGUAUUUCAAUUAUUUAAUUUUUAUAAUUUAUAUUUUGUCGAUGAUAAAAAUUUGUUUAUAUACACACUUGAGAAAUGCCUUCAAAAAGAAUAUUGUUCAAGUUCUAUAAAAAAAAAAAAAAUCAACACACAAGCCAUAUUUAGAAAUGCACAAGACAGUUCUGACGAUACUUUUAUUGGCGAAGAAAAUACAGAUUAUUUUGUAAAAAAAAAAAUAAAUAUUUUAAAAAAAAGAGAAAAAAUAAAAAGACCUAACAAUUAUCUUAUUUAUAUGUAUGAAAAUAUGGUAAAAUUGUUAACACCAAAUGAUUUUAAUUCUUAUGAUUAUUUAGUACAUAGUAAUAAUAUAUACAAAAUUAACUUAUAUAUUGAGCAUGCUCAUAUAUUUGUAAAUUUAUUAUUAUAUGAACAUUUACUGAAAUAUAGAAAUACAAAUAAUUCUGAACAGUCAGCUAAAAUUGAAAAAUCAAAUAAAUUUGGUAUCACUUAUAAAGGGGGUGUAAAUUUUUUACUUCUUUUUAAUUUGAGAAAAAGUCUAUUUUUCGAAUUUUUAAAAAAAAAAAAAAAACAUAUUAUUUUUAAUAGCUAUUUUUUUGAUAAAAUUGUGGAAAAAAAACUGACUUGUUCAGAAAAAAUAUCCCAACUAGCUCAUUCAUCAUAUCCAAAAUCAAACUGUUUACAUUCGUAUUUUUAUCCAAAUAACUACAUAAGUGAUGAAUUAGAAGAAACAAUAUUUUUCAAAUGCAAAAUAAAUAAAAAAAAUAGUCUAUAUUUAUUAAAUAAUUCAAAUUUUUAUUGUAUAAGCCAAAAUAUUAAUAUAGAUAUGUGUGCAAAAAAAGAAAAGGUAAUAUAUUUUAAUAACAAUAUUAAAAUGGUAAAAUAUAAUAAUUUUUAUUUUAAUAAUAUUUUUCUUAACAAUAUAGCGAAUAAAAAUAUAGGGUCAUGUCAAGUUAGUGGAAAUGAUUUAUAUGAUAUAAAAAUAAGUAUGGAUAGUUCUCAAAAAAAACAGACAAAUAUAGAUUGUCUUAAAAGUGUGUUUAAAAAUUAUAAUAGUUUAUUUCCGAUUGAUAAUUCAAAUUAUAUUAUAGAAAAAAUUAUAAAAAUGGAAAAUAAAAAUGAGGAUACAGCAUUUUGUGAAUUAAAUUGUGGCGACCAAAAUAAGCAUAGCAAUGGUAACCUAAUUUAUAAUGAAACAAAAAAUGAAAAAACGUUUUCAUCCCCCAAAUAUAUAAAUGUGAAUAUAAAAAAUGCCAAAAUAAAAAUAAGAUUAAAAGAUAUUAUAGGUAUAUUAAAAAAAAUCUAUGAACUAAAUUAUUGUAUGAAUUAUUAUGAAGAAAUAAAUUUAAUUCUGUAUAAGCAAUGUGAAAAAAGUAUAAUACAAAAUAGGUAUCCCUAUAGAUUAGAAAAAAGAAAAAAAGAAAAAACAUAUUUAACAAUGCUUUUUAAUAUAGCAAUAAAUAAUUUAAGUAUCGAAUUGUUUGAAACUGUAAAUUAUUAUAGAUAUAGAGAAUUUAAAAAAAUAAAAAUUGUACAAAUAAAUAUAAAAGGAAAUUAUAAUUAUAUUUCAUCAUAUAAUAAAGAUGAAAUAAUAAUAAAAAGACAUGAUCUAAAUUGUAUUUAUGAUCUUAAUUUUUUUAAAAAUAAUAUAUUUGAAAACUUUGCAAAAAAUAUGCAAAUACACUUUGUUUGGGUUAAGUCAAAAAAUGAAAAUAAUUUCUUUUCAAUUUUUAAAAAUAAACCAAUAGACAUAUUUUUAAGUAAAAAUAUUUUCAGAAAAAUUUUGUAUCUCUAUGAAGGAGUCAUAAAUAGUUGGGCUAACCACUUUGAGCUGGCUAGCCAUAUUAAAAAAGGGCACAAUGAUAAGACUGUUGAAAAUUUAGACAAUAAAAAAAACAUUCUAAACCUGUAUAGCGAUAAAUCAGUAAUAAUAAACAAACUACAAGAGAAAGCAUUUUCCUAUCAAAAUAAAGAUAUUUUAAAAAAUAAAGAAAAAAAAAAUAAAACAGAAAUAUUACAUUUAAAAGGUGGAGAACAUAUUAUAUUUUCACCAGAUUGCAAAAAAUAUACAAAAAAUAAUAACAUAUUAUUAUAUAAUGAUUGUGGAUUUUAUAAUUUAAUUUCAAAUGUAUGUAUAUACAAUAAUACAAAUCUAGACAUUAUAUUUUUACAUAAAUCCUAUAAAUAUUAUAAAUAUUUUUUAUAUGCAAAAAAAAAAACAUAUAUAACCUCAUUUGACCUUGAAAAUGAUUCUUUUUUUUUAUUUAUAUGUUACAAAAAAAAACUAUAUAUGGGUCAAUCUUUUUCAAAGGAAUUACUACAAAACAAGGAAACUAACGAAUAUAGUUUUUAUUCAAAUAUUAGCAAGAUUAAGAAAGAAUGUAUGUUUGGUGUAGACCCGAAUGGCAAUGUUAGAAAUAGUAGUGCACCUCAUAUUUUUAAAAAAGUAUUGCACUUUAAAAAUGUUGAAUCUCUACAAUUUGACAACACAAGUAUAUAUAAACAAUCUGAAAAAAAGGAAGAUAAAAAAGAAUUACCUAUUCGCAACUUAUACAACAAUAUUCAAAGAAAAUACAUAAAAAUUAUAUCAAAUAAUCAUGGUGAAAAUGACAAUAUAAAAAUGAAUAUGAAUAAUGAAAACUUUGUCCUAAACAUUAUUUUAAUUGAAAAUUAUAAAAAUGUUUAUAUAUAUAUAGACAAAAUGAUAAGCUUAAAGAAUAUGCUCCCUCUACAAAUUUGUUACACUGUGGAUGGAACUAAAUGUACCAUAAAUAAAUAUAAAACUAAAGAAAUUUAUUUUAAAAAUUUAGACUUAAAUGGUGAUUCUAAUAUUUUGGUAGGCAAUAAAUUAAAAGUCGUAAACAGCAUAAGCAAAAUUGUUUCAAAAAAUGAAAGAGAAGCCGAUAAAAAUUUUUCAAACAGUGUUGCCCAUUAUGUCAAUGUGAUAAAAAAAAAUAACUGCAUCAUAUUGACAUGCCAAACGUUAAUAUAUUUUUACAGCUUUUCUGAACAUAAUAUCGAAAUAAAUAAAAAAAAAAUAUAUUUUUUAAACAGUAAAACAAAUAAUGCAAAAAAUAUGUCCAUACCAAACAUGUAUAAUAUAAAAAAUAUGAAAUGCUUUAUAGGUGUUUUUAAUGAGCCGUUUGAAAAUGUUGUUUUAGAAAAACACCAAAUUAAUAAUAUAACUUCAGGCAAAUCUGGUGAAAUAUGUCUUACACAUACAAAUGAAAAUAAUAAAUAUUUAUUUUUUUACAAAAUUGGCUUGUUAAACAUUCUAAAUAAUAAUAAGCAAAAUAUAGGGAAUACAUAUUAUCAUAAUGUUUUAUCUAUAUAUCCUAAAUAUAUUAUACAAAAUGAAACAAAAAUAGAUAUAUGUAUGUUUUCAAUUUUUAAUGAAUAUGAAAUUUAUAAAAUAGAAAGAAGUUCAACUAAAGUUGUUAAUACAAUUGUGGAUAGUGGAAAUAAAAAUCAUUUACCCUUUUUUUUUAAAAUUAAAAAUAGAGAUGAAAACAGUAAUAAUUAUUUGGAUGUAUGUGGGCCUAUAAAUAUAGCGAAGGAAGGUUCAUAUAUUUUUUCACUUAAAAAAAAUAAACCAAUUUUAGCUAGCAGUACUAGCCAAAACAAACAAAUCAAGAGUAGUCACCAUUUUUUAAAUUUAAAAUUUAGAAUAGAUAAAGGUGAAAAAUGUAAAUAUUUUAAAGGGCCAUUUAGUAAUUCAAUUUUUAUAAAAAUAAGUAAACAUAAAAGUAACAAAAAAAAACUUGAAAAAUAUAUUACAUAUAUAAAUAAUAAUAGUAAUAUAACAGAUAAAAUAUAUGGAAAUAAUAAUAUUAUGAAUAUAUAUAAAUAUAUAGAAAAAAAUGAUGACAUUAAAAAAAUAUACAUAUAUAAUAAUACAGACUCUGGAGUUAUAGUAGAUAUUAUGCAUUAUAUUGAACUUGCUUAUAUUAUAAAAAAUGAAAUAAAAACAGAUAAAGAUGGCAUAAAACUUGUUGAAAUCGAAUCAGUCAAAUUUUCUAGUCUUAAUAAUUCAUAUGAUAAAGACAAUACUAGACAAUAUCAUUCCUUAAUGCAUAGCAACAUUGAAAAAGAAAGUGAUAGUGAAAACGAAGACGAAAAAAGUAACGGAAUAGACAACAACAUAUCUGAAAAAAUGACAAAAGAUGAUAUAAAUUAUAUAUUAAAUAAUAAACAUUUAAUACAUGAAUAUUUAAAAAAAAAUAAAAAAAAUUUUCGAUAUUUAAAAAAAAAUAGUAUUUCAUUUUUCCCAUUACGAAAAAAUAAAAAUAUAAAAAACUUUUUUUUACUUUUAUAUCCAUUUAAACAAACAAACAAUAUACACAUUUGUAGAAUAUCAUUAGAAAAAAAAAUAAAUAUAGUAAAAUUUGUUGAAAAUAAUAAAUCUAUAUUUUUUGAAUUUUGUAUUAUACAAAAGAAAAAUAAAAUUUUAAUAAAAUUCUCACAAUAUCUAGACAAUGUUAUACAAAUAAAAGGGAAAGUCAAUUUAAAUUUGCUAUCUAUGCAAAAGAUAGAUAAUAAACAAAGUACACCACAAGAUAAGGAAGUUAAAACGAAGAAAGUUCACAAAAAGAAAGAGAUAAUCCAUGUUGAAAAGAUAGAGGAUAACUUUUUUCAUUACAUUUUAAAUGGUAAAAAAUAUAUUACACUAUUUAUGAAACGAUUUAACAAGAGUACAACACCAUCACUCGAAAGAAUAGAUAAACUUAGCAUCUCACAAAGUGGUAACUUAUUAUAUAGACUUAAAAGUAGAGCAAGUGUAAAAAAUACAAAAUUAACCAAAAUGGAAAAAGAUCAAAGCAGUAUAAUUAUGCACAAAAUGAACUAUACAACCUUUACAAAGUAUAAUAAAAAUUGUCUAAAUGUAAAUGAGAAAAAAAAGAGAUCCCGAUUUAUUCAUGACAUUAGUAAGGAUGUAACAUUAUGUGACCAUUUAAAAAAAAAAAAAAUAAAUUUUUCAAACCAAAAUGAAAAAAAAAUAAAAAAUUCAAAUUGUUAUAUAAUAAUAAAUAAUGAUAUAAAUAUAAAUAUAUUUUCAUCUGUUUUAAUAAAAAAUGUUGAUAUAACUAAACAAUAUUAUAGUGAUAAAAGAAUUAUGCCAUCUGUUUAUACAAGCCUUAUGGAAUAUACUAAUGUUGAUAAAGAAAAUGAAAAUAAUGAUAUAUCUUAUCAAGAACAAUUUAAUAAAUAUAUAUUUAAAAAAAAAAAAAAUGCACAUAUAUAUACAGUAAGCUUAACAAAUUUAAAUUUUUAUUUUAAAAAAAAUAAAAUUAAUAGUAAUACUACACAAAAUAGGUUUUAUUUAAAUUUAGAUAAUUUGUCUAUAGUCGAUUUCUCAACAAAUGUUGUAAAAAAUAUUCUAUUUAAAGGUUUGAAAAAUAGUUUAGUAGACUAUAAGGCAGACCCAAAUCAUGAUAAUAAAUUCAUAGCAUUUGAUUUAAUAUACAAAAUGAAUUUUAAUUCUUUGCAUGUCCAAAAGUUUGAAUUGUUAUUUUUCUGUCCCUUACGAAUAUACUUAUCAUUAGUAAGUGUUGAAAAUUUUAAUUAUUGUUGUAAAAAGUUUUUAAAAAAAAAAAAAAAAACUCGUAAUGUAAAAAAAGAGAGAAGCAAACUAGUACUCCUUUUUAAUCAAAUAAAUGGAAGUGUUAGUAGAGAAAAACGGAUUGAUAAAAUUUUGAAAUGCCAAAGUAAAUAUGCUAGACAAGCUUUCAAGGCUAACAGAUUUUAUGAAACCCUUUGCAAUGUUAAUAAUAAAGGAAAAGAAAGAAAAAUAAAAAUUUAUAAUUUAAAAAUAAACAAUAUAUAUAUUGUGUUUUCCUUUUCCAAUAAAAAUACAUAUAGCAUAGAACGAUAUAAAAAUGAAGAUGAAUUAUUUAAAAUGAAAAAUAAAGAUCUAGAUGAUGACUCUAAUAAUUUUAUUUUCAAUUUUAAAUUAGCAUUUUUAAAUCAAAUAAAAAAUGCAAAUUUUGAAAUCAACUCAUUAAAUUUAAAAAAAAUCAAAGAAAAAAAUAUAUUAGAAUUUGUAAAUUAUAUACUAGAUUUUUAUAUAAAAGAAUUAUAUAAAAACUUAUUUUUUUAUAUGACUAAAAUGAAUACAAUAAAUAAAUAUAUACAUAAUUAUUCAAAUUUUUUCAACCAGUUUAUGGAUAAAAAAAAAAUGUUUAACUUAGUAGAUAUAUCAUCAGGACUUAAAUAUAUUACAAAUGAAAUUCAUGAAAAAAGUAAUGUCUAUUUAGAGAAUAUAAAUAUAUUUACAUCCCCUUUAGGACUUCAAGAUGGUUUGAAAGAAAAUUAUGAGCCUAAACAAGUUGGAAAAAAAAAUGAAACAUUAUCUAUUAUCAAUACAGAUGAAAAUAGUUUGGAAAAGGACUACGGUCCGAUAGACACACCACAAAAAGGGAAGAGAACUCAAAGUGAAAGAACAAUGCGAAAAAAACAUGCACAAGAUGACAACAAGACAAUUUACAACAGUAGGGAUAGACAACUCUUUACAAACUUUGAAGAUAUGGCCGUUUUAAGUGAUUCAAAUUAUUGUAUAUGUAGAAAAAAAAAAUUAAAAAUAAACAAAAUUAAUAAAAAAUUAUACUAUUUUAAAAAUGAUAAAAAGGUAUUUAUUUUUGAUGAUAGCCAAGUAAAUUAUAAUAAUAUUGAUACAAAUAAAAAUGGUGAAAAAUAUAAAGAAAUCUAUCAAGAUAAACAAAAAAACGACAUUAUAUGGAAUUCCAAAGAAGCUAUAUUAAGAAUGCCAAAAAAAGAAACUUCAACCAAUUUUAAUAUUUUUAAUAGUGCAAUAAAAAAUAUAGGAAAAGAUAUCAUGUCUAGUAUUAAUUAUUAUCUUUAUGAUAAUGAUGAAAAUGAUUUAAAAAAAAAAAAAAAAAUUAUUUUAGAUUAUUUUUAUGGAAAAGUGCAAAAUUCCCCUCAGGACAUCAAGCAGGAACCCCCAGACGAGAUACAGAGAAAGACUAAUGAGAUAGGAGUUCAAGAAUUUACAACAUUCACCAUGAUCUAUAAAAAAGGGCAAAUAAAAUAUGACAGUGAGCUAUUCAGAAUAUGCAACCCAUUAGAUACCCCACUAGUGAAAGGAGUCAUAAUUGAUAACUACCUCAAAGAUAAAGACGAGAAUUUGCUACUCAUAUUUUGUGAUGAAUAUAUAAUAAAUUUAAAUAAUGAGAAUAGGAUAAUUAUAAAAAAGAAGAACAUAAUAAAGAUUGAAAUUGUUUGUAAAUAUUUUAAUUUAAUUUUUGAGAGAGAUAAAAGUUUAAUGCAUAAUAUAAAAAAUAUAAUUAAAAAAAAUAAUCAUAAUUUUUUAGGCUAUUAUUUUGAUGUCUUAUUUAAAAAAAAAAUAAAAAAUGAUAAAAAAUUAAUUCAUAAAAUUAAGAAAAAUAAAAUAAAAAUUAUAUAUUUCUUAUAUUAUAUUUUUUAUUUUAUUUAUAAUUAUGAUCAGCGUCUUAAAAAACUGACUAAAUCUUAUUUGCCAAACCAAGACAAUAUAAAACCUACUAUUAUAAUAUUUGAAAAUACAAAAAAAGUUUUUUUCUCUCUCUCCUCAAUUAUAUAUUUAAAUAUAUUUUAUUUUAAUGUUAGAGACUUUCUCUUUACUUUUGUGAAGCAAUCAAGUUAG
Messenger RNA from Plasmodium vinckei vinckei, 12657 nucleotides. Its product is annotated as conserved Plasmodium protein, unknown function. The transcript has 3 exons. The record is from RefSeq and is a predicted model, not a curated record. The coding region runs from base 1 to 12657 and encodes 4218 amino acids. NCBI's taxonomy places the organism in Eukaryota, Apicomplexa, Aconoidasida, Haemosporida, Plasmodiidae.